AAGAAAAGGAAGAAGAAGAAGAAAGUUUAUCCAGCUCUUCAUCUCGCUUCCUUCUCAAGCCAUUUUGAUUACCUUUUUUGUCUCUCUUUCUCACUUAUCUUUGAAGAAAACUUUUUUUUUCCUUCUUCCCUUAACUUCCCUCCUUUUUAAUCAUUUGGCGUCGCUAGAGUCAAAAUCCGCCAUUAAAACUCUCACUGAAGCUCCUACAAGAACCCUCCAAUUUACGAACACACCAUCAUCUCUUUCAGACUUAUUCCCUUGACCCAUUUCUCAACUUCAAAGCUUGUCGGGUUUGUGUGUAUAAAAAGUCUCUGUUUUUACUUUAAAAAUUCUAACUGCUCUGACUAAUUUGAAGAAAAUGAAGUCUGCUACUUUGAUUUGGGUUUUGCUGCUUCUUCUUCGAUUCAGGUUAUUUGUAGACGCGAUUAUCGACCCAGUUGAUUUCUUGGCUCUGCAAGCGAUUCGUAAAUCGCUCGAUGAUUCACCAGGUUCCAAUUUCUUCGAUUCCUGGGAUUUCACCGCCGAUCCUUGCAGCUUCGCCGGAGUAUACUGCGACGGAGAUAAAGUUAUUACUCUUAACCUCGGCGAUCCCAGAGCCGGUUCACCCGGUUUAUCGGGUCGGAUCAACCCGGCGAUCGGAAAACUCUCUGCUCUCACUGAGCUCUCAAUCGUCCCGGGUCGGAUCAUGGGUUCGUUACCCAACACAAUCUCGCACUCGAAGAAUCUCCGAUUUCUCGCAAUCAGCCGAAAUUUCCUCUCCGGCGAGAUUCCGGCGAGUCUUGGCGAGCUUCGUGGCCUUAAAACACUCGAUCUGAGCUAUAACCAGUUAACCGGGUCGAUUCCUCCCUCAAUCGGAUCCUUACCGGAGCUCUCCAACUUGAUUCUCUGUCACAAUCACUUGAACGGAUCACUUCCUCAAUUCUUUUCCCAAACCUUAACCCGAAUCGAUCUCAGACGCAACAACCUAACCGGUGCAAUUUCUCCGACGUCUCUCCCUCCGUCGCUACAAUACCUCUCACUCUCCUGGAACAAGCUAACCGGACCAGUAAACCGGAUUUUACUCAGGCUAAACCAGCUCAGCUACCUCGAUCUCAGUCUAAACCGGUUCACCGGUGCAAUUCCCGGUCAGAUAUUUGCUUUCCCGAUCACGAGUCUCCAGUUGCAGCGCAAUUUCUUCUACGGCGCAGUUCAACCGGCGAAUGAGGUCACGAUACCAACCGUCGAUCUGAGCUACAACCGAUUCUCCGGCGAGAUUUCUCCACUCCUCUCCAACGUACAGAAUCUCUAUCUAAACAAUAACCGGUUCACCGGUCAAGUACCGGUUAGCUUCGUGGAUCGGUUAUUAGCAUCAGAUAUACAAACACUGUACCUUCAACAUAAUUUCUUGACGGGAAUACAAAUUAGCCCGGCGGCGGAUAUUCCGGUGAGCAGCUCGCUGUGUCUGCAUUACAAUUGUAUGGUGCUGCCGGUAGAGACUCCCUGUCCGGUUAAGGCCGGUUCGCAGAAAACCAGACCCACAAUGCAAUGCAACGAGUGGCGAGGGUAGAGGCGUAAUUUCAGGCAGCGAUGGUCUUUCGCGUCAAAUUCUCCGGUUAUUUUGUUAUAACUUAUUAACUUUCGAGUUUCGAGGGAAGAAAAAAAAAACUAUUCGUUUAUUCGUUGGUGACUUUGUGAAUGGGAGGGAAUCAUAAUGACGAUGUAUGUUUUGUAUCUUUUAUUAUAUGGCUUUGAAUAAAACGAGCAAGGCCAAUCU
This is a messenger RNA of Eutrema salsugineum, 1753 nucleotides long. RefSeq names its product LRR receptor-like serine/threonine-protein kinase ERL1. The transcript has a single exon. Bases 359 to 1546 code for a protein of 395 amino acids. Gene Ontology annotation, molecular function: protein binding. Lineage: Eukaryota; Viridiplantae; Streptophyta; Magnoliopsida; Brassicales; Brassicaceae. The record is from RefSeq and is a predicted model, not a curated record.